This is a messenger RNA of Miniopterus natalensis, 442 nucleotides long. The record is from RefSeq and is a predicted model, not a curated record. Lineage: Eukaryota; Metazoa; Chordata; Mammalia; Chiroptera; Miniopteridae.
AUGGUAUUGGUGAUCAAAAAUGCCCCUAUGUCGGAGGAGAUGCAACAGGACUCCGUGGAAUGUGCCACUCAGGCGUUGGAGAAAUAUGUCUCUUAUAAUUUGGAAGAGAAAAAAAAAGAGUUUGACAAGAAGUACAACCCCACCUGGCACUGCAUCAUGGGGAGGAACCUCGGUAGUUACGUGACACAUGAAACCAAACACUUCAUCUACUUCUAUCUAGGCCAAGUGGCCAUUCUUCUGUUCAAAACUGGUUAAAACCCCCACACAACCAGUGAUCCAUCCAAAAAUAAGGAUUGCAGCCUAAAUUCCAAGUACCAGAGACUGAAAUCUUCAGCUUGCCUGAAGGAACACCUUGAUCUUGAACCAUUGUGGUGGUUUGUACAGGGCAUUCUCUGUACUCAUUUGUUGUGGUUAUAAAACAAUUAGCAAAACAGAAAAAAAU